Messenger RNA from Medicago truncatula (barrel medic), 2122 nucleotides. RefSeq lists its product as uncharacterized. The record is from RefSeq and is a predicted model, not a curated record. The transcript is spliced from 7 exons. Gene Ontology annotation, molecular function: RNA binding. NCBI's taxonomy places the organism in Eukaryota, Viridiplantae, Streptophyta, Magnoliopsida, Fabales, Fabaceae. The coding region runs from base 257 to 1918 and encodes 553 amino acids. Gene Ontology annotation, biological process: box C/D snoRNP assembly. Gene Ontology annotation, cellular component: nucleus.
CUUUUUUUUGGUGUCACACGUAUGUUUGACAGCAUACGGCCAAACCUAAAAUCUUCUUCACUUCUCUUCACUUCCAGCUUCGACCCACACAAGAGGACCACAGUCACUCGCUACCGUAAACCACCGUAACGACAUGGAACUCCACCGCCUGCACCACCCACUGUCCACCACCCUUUUGUGAGUUCUCCACUUUCUUCUUCUUAUUCUUUACUUUUUGAACCCCACUCUUUGAAAAUCUUGAAUUUUUACUCAAACAAUGUCCAAUAAUAACAACCCACCCAAUUUCUCAAACCCUCAAAACAAUCACCGUCCCCAAAUGGGUCAUCCUGGAAAUUAUCAAAAUCAAAACUUUAUGCAACAACAACAACCACCCCCUUUCAUGCCUCAUGUUGGUGCCGGAUUUGUUCCUCAAAAUAAUGCUACUUUUAAUCCAAUGUUUCCUGUUCAUGGACAAGGAGGACCUCAAAUUACGCAUAAUGCUCAAAUUUUAGCUCAAAAUAUUCUCAAUUUGCUUCAACAACCUAAUAUGAAUAUGCCAAACAUGAAUGUUCCAAAUGCUCAAUUUUGUGCACCUGGACCAUAUCCAAUGCAGAAUAUGAUGAACCAACAGUUACCUCCUAUGCAAAUGCAGAGACAAAACCCUACUCAACAACCUUAUGGUAUGCAACCUGUUCAACAACCUAUGUUUGGGUUUCCUAACCAAGUUCCUCAUGCUAUGGUUCCUCAAAAUCCUAUGUUUAAUGGGAAUCCUCAGUUUGGUAUGGUGCCUGGAAAUCAAAUUAGGCCACAGAUUGACCUGAAUGAGAAGAAUCGGGUUCCUGCGGGAAAUGGGAAUGCAAAUGGUUUUGUACCAGGAGGGCCUUUUCCACCUCAGCAGUUACAAGGAAACAACGGUCCUGUGCCACAUAAUGCAAAUAAUGCUCAAGGUUCUGCAUUUAGGAAUUCACAUCCUCAGGUAAAUCCUAAUAGCAAUAUGAAUACGAAUUUUGCAAACUCUAACUGGAAAGGAUCACCAAACAAAAACUUCAAAAAUAAACAAAAUAGAGGGGGAUCUCAAGGAGGGUUCCAGAAGUCUAAAUUCAAUGAUACCAACAAAGGAAAGAGGUUUUCAAAAGAACAUAAGGGAAAAGGUCCCAACAAUGAGAGAGCUGGACAUUUUGGUUUGAAUUCUAAGCAGGAACCGAAAAGAUCCUUUUCUCUGACUUAUUCUGAGCAAGAAAUUCAACAAUGGCGUGAAGCACGGAGGAAGAAUCAUCCUUCCAGAGAAAAAAUUGAGAAGCAGCAGAGUGAACAAUCAAAAGACUCCAAGGUCAUUGAUAGAGAGCUCUUACAACGAGAGCUCAAGGAGGUUUUAGCAAAGCAAGCUGAGUUGGGAAUUGAAGUUGCUGAAAUACCUUCAUACUACCUGAUGAAUGGUACAAAUCAAGGCCUUCAGAGUGAAGAUAAGAAAAACUCAUUUACCGACAAAAGAAAAUUCAAAAACAAGUUAAUGAGGAAUCCAGACAGAAGAAGUCGGAAUAACAAGAAGCAGAAGUUUGCUGACAGAGAUUUACUAGAAAACAAGAAGAAACCAACUCUAUUACAGAAACUCUUGAGUGCAGAUAUAAAGAGAGAUAAAAGCCACCUGUUUCAGGUUUUCAGGUUCAUUACGGCUAAUUCAUUCUUCAAAGAUUAUCCCGAUAAGCCACUGGUAUAUCCACCAGUUUCGGUCAAAGAAAUGGGAUCUGAAGUUUAUGGUGGAAAAAAACAUUUGCAGGGGGGAGAAGCUGUUCUUGAACAUGGGACUAAGGAAAUAGUGCAAAAAUUUGUAAAAGGUAGUGAUAAUGGUCAUGAUAAUGAAGAUGAAGAAAGUGAUGAGGGUGAUAAUGAAGAUGGAAUCAAUGAGUUUGAUGAAGAGGAGGGGGAAAUUAUAGAGUAAAACUUGAAGUUUGCUCAUUUUUGUUGUUGUUUCAACAAAGCUUUUGAGUAGUAAAGAUUGUAAUGUUUUGUCUUAAACCAUUUUUGUUUCCAUCAUUGUUUUAACAUUAUACAUGUGUUAUUACAGUGUAGAGGGGCAUUAUGGUUCACUGAAGUUAUUGGGAAUUUUAUAUUAUCGUACAAUUAGAUAUAUAGUUCAGUAGAA